Trichosurus vulpecula (common brushtail) is the source of this 2182-nucleotide messenger RNA. RefSeq names its product proline rich 5 like (gene PRR5L). Bases 194 to 1303 code for a protein of 369 amino acids. Gene Ontology annotation, biological process: TORC2 signaling. NCBI's taxonomy places the organism in Eukaryota, Metazoa, Chordata, Mammalia, Diprotodontia, Phalangeridae. The record is from RefSeq and is a predicted model, not a curated record. The transcript has 9 exons. Gene Ontology annotation, cellular component: TORC2 complex.
CGGGCUCGCUUUCUCCCCGCGGCUCCAGGCAGGACCCAGGUGGCCCAGAGAGGGGGCAUCGGCUGAACCAGUGGCUUUGAGAAAAGAUCGAGGGUCACCAUGGGGCGGAGGCUCCGGACAGCAGAGGGCCCUUUUAGGUCAGAACCUGAAGGUCUUUGAGACGAGAAGAGGAGUUGCCCAUUCACCUGAACCUAUGACCCGAGGCUCUGCUCCCGCCCUGUAUCUGCCCAUCGAGUUCCACAAGAUGGGCUCCUUCCGAAGGCCAAGGCCCCGCUUCAUGAGCUCCCCUGUGCUGAGUGAUCUGCCCCGCUUCCAGGCUGCCCGCCAGGCCAUGCAUCUCAGUUCCAAUUCAGCCUGGAACAGUGUCCAGACUGCAGUGAUCAACGUGUUCAAAGGAGGAGGCCUACAGAACAAUGAGCUGUUCUCGCUGAAUGAAAACAUCAGGCGGCUGCUGAAGAGUGAACUUGGAUCCUUCAUUACAGACUAUUUCCAGAACCAGCUGCUUGCUAAAGGGCUCCUGUUUGUGGAAGAGAAGGUUCACCUGUGUGAAGGUGAAAAUCGAAUUGACCUUCUGGCCGAAGUGUGGGAUCACUUCUUCACUGAGACCCUCCCAACCCUACAGGCGAUAUUUUACCCUGUUCAGGGGCAGGAGCUAACUAUCCGCCAAAUGGCCCUGCUGGGCUUUCGGGAUCUUGUUCUCCUAAAAGUGAAGCUGGAGGAGAUGCUCCCCAUGGGGCCGACCAAGGUUCCGUCAUCCAUCGUCCAGAUGCUGCUCAUUCUCCAGAGUGUCCAUGAGCCCACAGGCCCCAGUGAGCGCUACCUGCAGCUGGAGGAGUUGGUGAAACGGGUUGUGUCUCCCUUCCUUGGCACCGGCAGCGGGGACCGAGUCUUCUCAAGUGCUGCUUGUGCACUGGCACGACGGCAUUCUCGAGCCCGCCCCAAGGUGACUGUCCUCAACUACUCGCAGGCGGCGGUGGCGCCCCGACCUCUCCACGAGAUGGCCUUGACCCCCCUGACGGAGCAAGAGGGGGAGGCGUACCUAGAAAAGUGCGGCAGCAUCCGCCGCCACACCGUGGCCAAUGCCCACUCGGACAUCCAGCUGCUCGCCAUGGCCACCAUGAUGCACUCCGGCAUGGGGGAAGAGCCCGACGGUGGCGACAAAUGCCUGCUCCUCCCACCCAGCUUCCCUCCCCACCGGCAGUGCUCCAGCGAGCCCAACAUCGUAGACAGCCCCGAGGAACUCGAGGAGGGGGUGGUGGAUGUUCAGGAACACGGGGACCUCAGCUGUACAUCUCUCAGCUGAGCCGCUUCCCUGGGCAAGGCAGGUGGCCCCAGGAGAAGGAGAACCCCCAGGCAAGAAUUUCCCAGUGGCUAGAGAUGACACCAGAAAGGCUGAACAUUUAUUUCACUGUACAGGGAAGUUUUGGAAGCAAGCCAGGUUUAAUUCUAUCCUCAAGGUCAUGUCCAGAUGCCAGGACCUUCAUUUCCCUUUGGUGAUACUGCCUCUGCAUCCCUCCCUGACCCUCGUCCUCCCCGUUUGGAUGAGACACUGUCUAACAUCUCAAAGACCCAGUUCCAUAGCACCCCUUGCCCUGAGUCUCUGGAUUCUAACCCUCUUGCCCAGGCAGCCUCUUCUAACCAUCCCUAAGGCAGUUUCCUUCAACAGUGAAUUCUCUUGGGCUGCCCGGGGUAUUCCUCAAUAUGAGUGGCAUUAUCCUAGCAAGGGGUGGUUGAGGACCUUGGUCGCUUGGUUGACUGUACCAACAGGAACGUUUCCGUUGGAGUGAUCUUUCUUGUUGCUCUUGAGGCAAAGAUGCUGAGGAACAUAGAGAGGAGGAAGAAGACAGAGUUAACUUCCUUCUUUGUUGGGAAAGUGAAAGAUGAGAAGACUCUUAAUCUCCAAGAUGCCAAAUGAAUGAAGACAUCCUAGGAAUGCUUUGAAUUCAGAGCAUCUUGAUUUGUGUGUUUCAUAUGUAAAGGAAGAGUUGUCCCCAAAAGUGGGACAGGAUGGAGUUUAUGUGGGUAGCGUUUCAAAUCAAGUCAAAAAGGGAGUUGUGGCUGGGAUGGCUGUGUUGGACCCAGACAGUUCCUCCUGGGGGAUCCUUGUCAAAUACGAAGAACGUGUGUGUGUGUGUGUGUGUGUGUGUGUGUGUGUGUGUGUGUGUGUGAGAGAGAGAGAGAG